Messenger RNA from Dibothriocephalus latus, 942 nucleotides. The record is from the annotation of a GenBank genome assembly. NCBI's taxonomy places the organism in Eukaryota, Metazoa, Platyhelminthes, Cestoda, Diphyllobothriidea, Diphyllobothriidae.
AUGACUACAAUUUCACUCCUCUCCUCCCCCCCCGCCCUACAGCUGGCUCCAUCUGUUUGCAAGGCCUAUGGUCACUGCGUGCCGCUCACGUCAUUCGCCCCAGUCGUACAAGUAAACAAUGGAAUCCCAACUCGCGGAACUUACCUUGGACAGCCUGUUAUGCAGGGCUUUGCGCCGAUUUUUCCGAUGCCCGCAAAGAUUGCAUCCACCGGCGGCUACGUGAGCAUGCCCAUACAGGGUACUGCCGGUGGAGGUGUACAAACUGAAGUCGGCCGACGCACCAUCAGUCCCGACCAGUUAAUCUUUGCCCCUCAAUUCACCUCACCCAAGCGCAUGAAGCCCUCAGGCCAACAGAGUCCCUUCAACGAACUGCCCAAUUUCCUACCGGGACUGGAGGAAGGCAGGAGAUCCGACCUUGCGGGCAGUCGAGUGUUCAGAUACUCAAUAAAUAAAAGCUGUUGCUCGAUAAAAGGUUGUCAGUUAACCCUAGUUCUGACCUAUGCGGAUGGUCCCAUGAUUUUAUCACAAAUCACUGACCUUCAGACGGGCCCUCUGGUGGGUAGAGUUUCAAACCUGCGCCGACCUCUCAAUCCCCAGAAAGACCACGAACACGGCAUUUCGGGGAGUGACCUUGAGGGUCACCGGUGGCCCUCAUCAGAGGACAUCGAGGCGAAUGACGAGGAAACCGAGGAGGAGGAUGACGGACGCUUGGCCGAGGCCAUGAACUCCCAGGACCACCGGAGGAGUUCCUUCCGAAUGAAAGCGGCCACACUUCAGGCCCUGCACCGGAGCACCAGUUCAGACUGGCACCUUCCCAACAAUGCCACCCCCUGCGAUGUACAACAGCAGAAGUUUGUUAAGUUUUCCACCAGUAAUAUCUCCCUCAAUAAACUCCCCAGCCCUCCAAUUAGACAGAACCCAACAGAAUCUCACUACGUGUAG